AAAAAAACAUAAAAAAAAAACAGGGCAAUGAUGCGUAUCCUUUCGAGGAAGUAAGGAAUGUUUACUGAAGAACUCGCUAGUGUGUCCGGCGUCGCCAUGGAGGAAACAACAGUGUAAUUGGUGAUAACUUUGGCCAAGAGGUUGGCAUGUUACAGGAUGAGUUUAAAGCUAUGGAAAGGAAAGAUAUGAAUGCCUUUGGAAAAGUUGCUGAUUUUUCUCUGAGAUCACUCUUUGAUAAAACUAUGACUGACAAAAUGCCUCAACAACUGGUUUCAGAAGUUGAGAAAAAGACUGUUCAUUCCUCAAGUUCUGAUAAAACAAGAGGAGAUGAUUUGCCUUUUAAUCUAAAGAGUAGAUCUGUGGUCUUUAGCUUGAAGGCCUUGAUUGAAAGCGAUAGAACAAAGUACCGUGAAGAAAAGAAAAUAGAGCAGACACCAGCUCAGACACGUGAAAAAAGUAAACAUCAGAAGGAGAAAUAUCUUCUGAAUGUCCUGAAGCUUUACCCAGCUCAAGAAAUUGCAAAAACGGUAUCAGACUGCCAGGUAACAUUAGAGUCUGACAAGGGGCAGCUCCCAACAAAUUCAUCAACUUGUGCUGCCAAUCCAAGUAUAAUAACUACCCCAAGUAAAGAGAUGAAGAGUCAUAGGUACAGUAUCCUAAAACGACUAAGGACAAGUAAACCAUAUGAGAAAGGUAGAGUGAACACCGCAUCAGAAUCAGUGCUGCAGCAUCAUAAGAAAACUUACUCUCCAUUCAGCAAAUACAAACUCCUCUCCAGUAAUAAAUGUGAUCAAGAAGAGUUAAGAGAAAUAGAGCAGUGCCUUCAUCCCACGGCAGGAAGAGCACAAACUGAUAGAGAAUCACUGCGUUCAAGGCAGUUCUGUUCUCUAGGCCCCACAAUGCAAAGAUAUUUGAAGCUGAACUACGACCAGCACAAGUUGGUGACGGAGAAGUACAGUCCUGGCUUCAUAGACACUCACUGCCAUCUUGACUUCCUCUUUAGUAAAUGCAAUCACAUUGGAACAUAUGCAAAAUAUCAGUCAACGCGUGAGGGGCAAGAUGCAUUUCCCGUUUCCUAUGAAGGAUGCAUAGCCAACUUUUGUCAGCCUUGGACUUUUAAAAGGAUAAGUUGGUGGGAGAAUUUUCUGGCUGAGUCUAAUGUGUGGGCUGCAUUUGGCUGUCAUCCUCAUUAUUCAAGUAGUUUUGGAGAUGAAGAGGAAGGUUACUUAAGGCAUGCACUACAGCAUAAAAAGGCAGUGGCUCUGGGGGAAAUUGGCCUGGAUUAUUCUUGCAAGAAUAACCACAGCCGAGAACUGCAGCAGAUAGUGUUUCGACGCCAGCUGAAAAUCGCUUUAGAGUUCAACAAACCUCUUGUGAUUCAUUGUCGAGAUGCAGAUGAGGAUUGCAUAAAUAUUCUGAUGGAGAUUGUUCCUCGAGACUAUGUGAUACAUCGCCACUGCUUCACAGGGAACUGGAGAGAAGCCGAGAGGUGGUUGAGCACAUUUUGCAAUUUAUACUUGGGGGUAACAGCUUUGGUUACUUACCCUUACACUGAGAGAGGAUGCAAUGUUCAGGAUGUUGUGUCUCAGAUGCCCUUAAACAGGCUUUUACUUGAAACAGAUGCACCAUAUUUUAGGCCACACUGUUACCAGGGUCCAGGCCGCUGGUCACACCCCGGCAUGGCUAUACAUGUAGCAGCGCAGGUAGCUUCAUUGAGAGAGAAGAGUGUCCAAGAAAUUUUAGCAUUCACUAGACAGAACACACACAAGGUCUAUGGGGUGUAGGAAAGGCAGUGGAUGUACCUUGGCUGUCUAAGUAACUGUAAUUGGUUUUUGUGUACAUGAUGUUGGAAAUGUUUUUGGAUGGUGAGUGUUAUUCUUAAUACCAUGUUUCUUUCUUGUAUCUUUGAGAAGUUACUGAAUUAAAUGGAUACCGGUGUUUUGUUGUGCAAUAGUAGUGCAAUGUAAAGAUAUGAGUUUAUUGGAAUGAACAAGUCAUAUAUGGAUUUCUACGUGCUGUUGUUAGAAUAUUAAAAGAGUUGUUUGGUUCCUCUGCUUAUUUUUCCCCCUUCAGGAUACUGUAAACCUUUUGCUGAGAUCGUGCAAGAGUAUGUAGCAAAAGUAAAAGCAGCCGUUUUAUGAAACUAACAUGUCAUAAAAAGGAAUUAGGGUAUACAUGGCGCAUGAGAUUUAAGUAAAUGGUGAUUUACAGUAUUAUAUCAACUACAGUUAACUUAAAAACUUUGGUCCAGAGAAAUAAUAAUAUUGAUAAAUAAUACUGACUUUGCUGGCAAUAGAAGAAAUGAGCAUGAUAUCAUUUACUAAACUCUAUCAAAUACUGAACAAAGGACAAAUGUUUCAUUAGUGACCACUUGUCAUGAAAUAGACAUAGAUAUGCCGAGAAAUUGUAGCAGUUUGUCUAUGUACCACGCCUGAAACACUCCUUAUUGGUUUCGUUUCAUAAAAUAAUUAUGCUCCUCUUUUCUUUCUAGCAGUUUGUUUGCUUAAUUUGUAUUGAUUAACACUGUCUGAAGAGGAUUAAAGUCUAAAAAUUAAAUUGGCUGCACUCUUACUUUAUCACUAUUCACAGAAAUUUAUUUAUUCCUGUUUUGAUUUCCCUGAACAAAUGUGAAUCGUAACUAAAAUAACAGUCAGUGUAAGAUAUUGAUAUUUAUUACUCCAAACAUUAUUCAAGCAUUUAUUUCCAGUCUCUCAAAUGACUGUAACUCAUAACAUAUUUCAACAUUUCAAUGUUUUGUAAUGGGUGGGUUUUAAAAGAAAAACAAAUAUAUACAAUAAUCUUUAUCAAUUAAAAAUUGAAUCAGUUACAUCUUUAAUAUUUUCUCUCUUAGGGGUGAUGAGAUAUUUCCAUUCACUCUAACAAAGUUUUUUUUUUUUUUUUUUUUUUUGAGGAUAAACAUUCCUCAGUCUUAGCUAAACAUACUCCUGAUUACAAUGUUCUUAAUAAUAUCAUUACAGAGCAUUUCAUAAACUUGUGAAGGUGGCCUUUUGGAAAAGUAAAGGGUAAUGAUAUUCUAGAGACAUAAUGCUGCAGAAAACAAGCUCCUGACACUCCAAACACAAUAUUAUCUAAUAAAAGUGUCUUUAUAUUUUAGAAACGCACAAAUCUUGGG
Messenger RNA from Penaeus chinensis, 3133 nucleotides. RefSeq lists its product as uncharacterized. The coding region runs from base 147 to 1784 and encodes 545 amino acids. The transcript is spliced from 7 exons. The record is from RefSeq and is a predicted model, not a curated record. Lineage: Eukaryota; Metazoa; Arthropoda; Malacostraca; Decapoda; Penaeidae. Gene Ontology annotation, molecular function: hydrolase activity, acting on ester bonds.